This is a messenger RNA of Pecten maximus, 1128 nucleotides long. RefSeq lists its product as uncharacterized. The transcript has 5 exons. The coding region runs from base 1 to 1128 and encodes 375 amino acids. NCBI's taxonomy places the organism in Eukaryota, Metazoa, Mollusca, Bivalvia, Pectinida, Pectinidae. The record is from RefSeq and is a predicted model, not a curated record. Gene Ontology annotation, molecular function: protein binding.
AUGCAUAGGAAUAUCCCGAAAAAUCCACUCAGAAACAACUCUGCUAAGGAACCAUUGGGUAAAGAUAUUGCAAGAGCAAUGAAAAAGAAGCAUAGGACGUUGACAGAGAUAAAUGAAGAGAAUAAUAGAGCAGAAAUAGAUAGGAUGUACAAAAGCGAGGAACAAUGUCAAACCCCUCAUAAAGAAUUACAAAAUAGAAACGACCCAAUAGAUAAAAUUCCACAAUUACUCGAAAAGGAAAUCAACAAUGGCUUUGUGAACAGGAAAAUUACAGAGGAGGAGAUUCUAAACGUCCUGUUGAAUUUAAACCCAACUAAACCACCUGGACCAGAUUAUAUGCACCCUAGAGCACUAAAGGAAACCGCAGAAACGUUGACAACACCUCAAUGCAAAACUUUGAGUGAAGGUCCCCUUUUGCUAUACAAAGAUACCAAGAACGGACAAGAGAAUGUGGAACUCAUGAAAGCUAGAGCUGAGAAGGAUCUCGGGAAAUGUGGAACUCCUGAAAAAUAUCUAACCAAAGAUGAAGCAAUGAAACACUUGUACGACUCACUGAUGGACAGACUCGACAAGCACGAAGUUUCCAUUCGGCAAUUGCAGACAUCGGUAGCGGAGAAAGAAGAACGAAUACAAACACUUGAAACCGAACUGGAGGAAGCGAAACAAAAACCAAAAGAGGGUUUAAAUUCAAAAACGGACAAGAGACGAUCAGCUUCUACCACAAAUGUGGCGUUUAGUACAUCCAUGGUACACGAUGUAAGUGUUCAUGAACACGAAACCGUAAUAUUUGGUCACGUGCUCUUGGACGUGGGUCUUGGCUACAACAAUGGUGACGGCGUAUAUAUAGUUCCACGGAGUGGUGUGUAUGUCUUUACGUGGUCUAUUACCUCAGAGACAAAUGAUGGUGGCAAUCAUGAUAUCCACACCAGCUUGAUGGUGAACGGAUCGCCAGUUGGUGCUAUAGAUUCGGACGCGGACAAAUACGACUGGGGAAGCGCGACUGGAGUGGUUGUCCUGUCGGUGGAUUAUGGCGAUCAUGUAUUUGUACAGGUUAUUACCGGCUCGUCGGGGAAAAUUAUUAGUAACACGGAGACAAAAUCUACCUUUUCGGGAUGGCUAUUGUUUUAG